AUGCCGCCAAAACGAAAGCGGUCCACCACUGUAUCUUCGGUCAAGAAAGACGCCAUGGACGCUGUGCAGCCCUCAUCGCGCGACGCCUCGGACGAGGGUGCCGAGGACCCUGUUCUCCAGGCCGUCGCGUCCAAGAAGGAGCGCCAGGCCGAUGCUAAUGGCACCACCACCACCAAGCGGGUUCGCGUUAAGAGCGCCCACGGCGACGAAGAUACCGACGAGGAUGAGCGCGCGAGCAAGAAGAGCCGGCGCACGUCAUCGCUCGCCGGCGACGACCACGGCGAGGGUGGUGAAGCCGGCAGCAUGCGCAUGGAGCCUCCGCCCAAAGCUGGCCUGGUCGACCCCGUAGGCUACAAGACGAACCCGCCGCCAGAGGGACGCCCGGUCAGGAUAUACGCAGACGGUGUUUUCGACCUCUUCCACAUUGGCCACAUGCGCGCCCUCCAGCAGGCCAAGACGGCCUUCCCCAACGUCCAGCUUAUAGUUGGCGUUACUGGUAACAAGGAGACACAUAAGCGCAAGGGUCUUACCGUCUUGUCGGCGAGAGAACGUGCUGAGAGCGUGCGCCAUUGCAAAUGGGUCGACGAGGUUAUCGAGGACUGCCCGUGGAUCGUGACCGCCGAGUUCCUGUUGAAGCACAACAUUGACUACGUCGCCCACGACGAUCUUCCCUACGGCGCAGACGAGGGUGACGAUAUCUACGGCCCGAUCAAGGAGCGAGGCAUGUUCCUCGUCACCCAAAGAACUGAGGGUCUCAGCACAACAGGUAUCAUCACAAAAAUCGUCCGCGACUACGACCAAUACAUCGACCGUCAACUCAAACGCGGCACUUCCCGCAAAGAACUCAACGUCUCCUGGCUCAAGAAGAACGAGCUCGACGUCAAGCGCACCAUGGCCGAGCUGCGCGACAGCAUCAAAGCAAACUGGACAACAACCGGCCAGGAACUCAGCAAAGACUUCCGCCAAUUCUGGCAAUCGAGUCGCCCUGCAUCCCCUGCCCGCACACCCACGCGCGAGCAGUCGCAGGCGGAAACCAUGGAAGCAGCCACGGUUGCUCGUUCUCCUUCUGCGAUUUCGCGACUCAGUCACCUUGAUAUUCCGAGGGCGAAUAAUACGAGGGAGAGUAGCGAGUUUGCCGCUGGGUAUAAUUUGGGUUUGAUUGGUGGUGUGAGGUCUUGGAUGGCACGCUCCCGCCGCAACCUAAACGACAGCCGCCCGCAAUCCCCCAUCGACGACAGCUCCGACGAACAGGAAGCUAGGAGUCCCCAACAACACAAAGGAGAACAGCAACAGCAGGAAGUCACCCGUGGUCGUACGGGUAAACAGACGAAGAGCGAGCCGGCUAUGGAUACUGCGGCUUAG
Alternaria infectoria is the source of this 1362-nucleotide messenger RNA. RefSeq lists its product as uncharacterized. The record is from RefSeq and is a predicted model, not a curated record. Bases 1 to 1362 code for a protein of 453 amino acids. NCBI's taxonomy places the organism in Eukaryota, Fungi, Ascomycota, Dothideomycetes, Pleosporales, Pleosporaceae. Gene Ontology annotation, cellular component: nuclear envelope. The transcript is spliced from 3 exons. Gene Ontology annotation, molecular function: choline-phosphate cytidylyltransferase activity; phosphatidylcholine binding. Gene Ontology annotation, biological process: CDP-choline pathway.